Molecule: messenger RNA, 1110 nt
Organism: Cladophialophora psammophila CBS 110553
Lineage: Eukaryota; Fungi; Ascomycota; Eurotiomycetes; Chaetothyriales; Herpotrichiellaceae
Exons: 1
Coding region: 1-1110 (369 amino acids)
Biological process (GO): carbohydrate metabolic process
Molecular function (GO): hydrolase activity, hydrolyzing O-glycosyl compounds
Source: RefSeq, a predicted model, not a curated record
AUGUCCAACCAGACCAUAGCGGAUACAGAUACUCCUGAUCCUUGGAUGGUCGCCGCCCACAACCGCUUCUACCUGACUUUCACCUGCGGAGACCGCGUCGAGAUAUGGAUGUCGCACGACAUGGAAAACUUCAGGAAUUGUAAGAAAAUCAUCGCAUGGAAGCCACCGCCCGCAACUCCCUGGGUGGCAGACAUCUGGGCCCCCGAAUUGCACUACCUGAAUGGAAGAUGGUAUAUCUACUUCUGCGGCGCCCACCCGGAGAUCGGAAACCCCUCACAUAGAACGUUAUUGCUGCGCAGUCGAAGUCAAGACCCGAUGGAGGCGGGAGCGUGGGAAUUCCUCGGACAGAUGAAAGGCCUGCCUGAUCACUGGAACAUCGACGCGACAGUCUUCUAUCUGCAGCGUACGCAGAAGCUAUAUUGCUGUUACUCCGGGUGGCCGCUGGGCGAUCAUUCAGACCGGCAGCAGGAUUUGUUCUUGAUCGAGCUGGAGACUCCCGAAGUCGCGCGACCAGCGACACUCACCUGCAUUUCUAGGGCAGAACUACCAUGGGAGAGGGCGGAUGGAGGAACCCAUGGCGUCAACGAAGGUCCCACGUUCAUCAGCAUUCCCGGCUUUCAAGGAAUCAUCUACAGCGCCAACGGGAGCUGGACCAGCGACUACCGGUUGGCCCUGUUACAGCUUGUCGGCGACGACCCCUUGAAGGAGUCAUCGUGGAGGAAACGACCAACGCCGCUGCUUGUAAGUGACCGAGCAAAGGGAGGGCCGUUCGGGCCUGGGCAUGCAAGUUUCAUUCCUUCCCCGUACGGAGAUGGAAGGGUGUAUUGCAUCUAUCACGCCACCGAGCAUGAGGGACAAGGAUGGAACAACCGCAAAGCGAGAAUCCUCAGUUUCGGGCCAGAGCAUUUUCAUCCCGACGGCCAACCCAUGUGCUGUGCAUUGUCCGUCUCUGGGCAGUGGAGUGGCGGUGCCUCAGUCUCGAGCUCUGGUGGACUGGCUGGAAACAUGUUUCAGCAAGGAUCCCAAUCACAGCAUGGCCACGGGCAGCGAGCAAGUCUGAUCCACAAAAUUGGAGGUAAGAUAUUGAGGAAGUUGAGGGAGUACACAUAG